Messenger RNA from Mycena citricolor, 3737 nucleotides. NCBI's taxonomy places the organism in Eukaryota, Fungi, Basidiomycota, Agaricomycetes, Agaricales, Mycenaceae. The record is from the annotation of a GenBank genome assembly.
GCAAUGACGACCACCACGCGUCGCACCGCGCUGCCACGCGCGACAGCUUCCUCGACGGAUCAUCUAGCCACCAGGAUGGCUGCAUUAUCACUCACAAAGGCUCAGGCUAGGCCAAAAGGGAAGGAGAAGGAACCACCUGUUGGUACGCGUGCCAAGGUGGGGGUACUGACGCGACGGCGAUGGCAAAGAAACCCACCACCACCGCGAGAAGGACUACUCCGGCAGCUAAGAAGGAGAAGGAGAAUGAGGCAGCCUGUAGUAAAGAGGCUGUGGUGGUCAAGAAGGAGGGGAAGGGCAAGGGGAAGGAGAAAGCGACGGAAACGCCCGAAGAUAGACGUCUGGGCGCGAUGCGCGCUGUGAAUCAAGCCUCACAGAGUCUCUCUGUCCUGGUGCAGUCUGGAUGGAAAUACACCUCCGAUGCGGGGGGUGCCGCGCAGAAGAAGUCUGCGGCAGCAAGUGCAGCGGAUGUGGCACGACAUCUUGCAACCCUGCGCGAACUUUCUGACGCUGAUGCGAUGUUGGACGUCGAGCGCGCAGCGGGAAGCCUCUCAGGGAAACUUGUUGCUUUGGAGAUGUACGACGCCGCCCUUCUCGCAUUGCGCGCGAUGCAUCCAAGACUGUGUCGGCUACUUGGCUUAGCUCCAUUGUCAACUAAUUCCACGCAGCUCGAUCUACUCAGUAUAUCAUUACCCGACGAAGCCACUACUCCUACGCCAACUCUGCUCACCCUCACAACUACAUUCCUACUUCACACACUGACUGUCCUCUCGUCCCAGACACCUUCAAAGAUUCCCUUGAGCUCGUUCGUGGGCUGUCUCACGUUGUCGUCUUCGACCACGCUGCUCACGUGGGCGCGCCUGAUCCCACCACAACACAUCGACGCGACACUAACACGCGCGUAUAGCUGCGUCGUGCGGCUGGCGGCCACGCCAGGGGUCACACCGAGUCAGGCGUUUGCACUACGGAGGUAUGGGCUGGGGUGUCUGGCGCACACGGAGUCGGGGAAGGUCGAGCCCCGGGCGUUCUGGGACCAAGCAACCAAGGCGGCUGGGGCGCUCAUCAAAGCUACGGCGGCGACCGAGGUGGAUGCAGUGACGACUACGGUGCUCGAAGCGUUCGAUGAUUUGGUGGGCCGAGCACAGCGGAGGCCAGACGCGGAGGCUUUCAUGAGUGGGAAGGCGUUUGCUGCAUUUUGUGAGUGCUGGACGAACUGUGCGAAUCGAACCAGGAAUAUAUCCGCCCUGGGCCAAGUCGCAAAUGUUGUGGGGAAGCCAUCUGCGGACACGGUGGACCUUUCGGUGCAGUGCACAAAGAGUUGCACUUUGUUUGCACAGAUCGCUGCUGCAAAGGAGACAGACCUAAUGGAUGCUGUAGAUUGGGCUGGCGUCACGCUUGUGUUGUCAAACCCUGAUCUCCACGGUAAAAUGUAUCGGGCGAUGGAGAAAGCGAGGCGGAGCGUGAUCACUUCAGUUGAUGAGGGAAACGAUGGCGCUGCAUUUGUUGAGAAAGUGAUGGACGUGCUCGAGUGUUCAGUGCAGCAGAAUGGGACCAACGAUACACUGACCUCGCUACUCGACACGAUCUUCUCCGUGUCGCGGUGGGCUCUCGCUGGCUCGCCUCCAAAGGCCCACGCGACUCUGACGCGUGCUGUGGCAGCGCUGGACUUGGCAACGGAACGGAAAGCGAACUAUGCACGAUGUGUUUCUGGCGCAUUUCACAACCUAGCAGGGACGCUGUACAACGCGACCAAGUAUGGGGCGGCAAUCCCGUUCUUGGAGGACGGCUGCAAGCUGGGUGGCAACGCACGGGAGCUGCGCCGUCAGGAACAAAUCAAAGACGACAAGAAUGCCGACGGGUGGAAACAGCUAGACGAGCAGCUUUGGAGGCGCUGGGAAUUGUUAGGGGUCUGCUUCUCUAAAUUGGGGAACCGCCGGGUUUCAGCGCACGCGAGCUUUGUUGAAUGCAUCAAAGCAUUCCCAUACGACCUGUAUCCGCUGGGCACCAUCGUUGACCGGACGACGUACCUGGGCGCGUGCGAAUUGUUCCUGGAUCCUGGCCAGGUGGUCCUGGUGACAGAUCAGCCCCUGCUGCUUGAGCGACAACUGGCGUCGCUGGCGGCUAGCCGAUGGAAAGAAGGCGUGCAGCGCGUCAUGCAGACUCUGCUGCGUGCGCUGCUGGAUGUCAGCAAGGACCGUGCUGGUGUCCUGGUCGCGUGUCUGGAGUUUGGGUAUUACACAGGGCUCAGCGUCGUUGAUGGCGCCGCGGACGAGGUCGAACUCUUGUGCGCCGAUGAUCCCACCCGCUUGCACACUCGCGCCUCGGCUCAUCUUUGGGCUGCCCUCGAUGCCCAUAAGCAAGCGGAAUCAAUGCGGCUCAUGUUGAGCUCGCGUGUCGGGUUCUGGAGGACGCCGAAAGCGCAGUCAUCCAAGGCACAGUCAUCCAAAGUGCAGACACCGAAAGUGGAAACACCUGCACAGUUGCUCGAGUUACUGCGUAAGGGUGUUGGACAUCACGCGACGGCUGCACAGGACUCGGACGCGACUCGGGAGGGACACGUGAUCGCGUGCAUGGAGCUGGGGAUCGAGUACGGGCGACUCGGCAAAACGCGACGGGCGACGGGGCUGUUUACGCAAGCAUACGGGUCGCUUGGAGGGGUGCCUGAGGAGCUGUGUGUGUUGGUGUGUUUGCGUUAUGCGGAGGCCCUGGUUUUAGCGAACGAUGUUGCUAGGAGCGUGCAAAUCUAUACAGAGGCGAUGGAGCGCGCACAAAUGUCUGAAAGCACGGAAAAGCCAGCAGCCACGACAGUUGAGCGGGUCUAUGUGCGAGUUGGACGGCUAGAACGAGCGGCGGGCGGCGAGCGUGUUUGGCCUGAUCAGCGCGCGCGAGAAGACAUCUUGAUGUAUGCUGAGGCGAUGCUACGUGCGUUGAGGUUGUGGAAUCGCGCAGUUGAUACCCUGGCACGGCUCUCCCCGACAUCAACUCCCGACGAUGAUCCUUUCUCCGCUUCGACUCCGAGCACCGCGACCAAACCGCGGAGGAUUACAGGCAUUACCGAGUUUCGUGUCUCUGAGGGUCUUCUGGCGACAUUGUUCUCGCUGUGUGAGAUGUACAGCGCCAGGGGCUCGGCGCGGGAGGCCGAGUACUUUGCCAUGACUCGCAGGGGCGAAAUACAGAUGCAUAUGCGCCAGAUCACUGAAGCUGAAGCCAGUCUUGCGCUCGCUACCCGGAUGGCAUCGGCCGAGAUGCAGCGGAACUCAAAGGUCUGGCGGGCGAUCUCAGUCGCCUACAGGACAGGGAUAGUGAUGGCUUGUGCUCUCUAUGAGCAGGCCUAUCAGAUCCUGGACGAGGUCGACGGCCAGUUCCGCGCUUUGGAAGUGGAAGGUGAGUCACGGCAAUCUGCGGAAUUCGGUCAAAGCGUGGAUGGCGAUCUUGUAGCGGAUGUUCUGCGGAAAACACAUCUGGCUGCUACGCGACAACUCAACUGCAUAUUCGCUCUUCUCCAGCGCUUCCUCGCUCUGCUGCUUCUUUGCGUAACAAUGCCGGAAAAACGUACUCUUAGCCGGCUGACAUUGCAUCAAGUGUACGACCGUUUCAGGACUGAUAUGUUCCUCUCCGAGUCGACUAUUGCACUUCCCAUGAGUGUUCCUCCGCCGUCCCACGACAUCCUGCGCACUCUGGAAUCGGCUGAACAGCUCUUCUGGCUUGAUCUCACCUUUUCGCACGCACCGGUGAUGUGA